CGUCGCGUUAUUUUUUCGCCCCCCAUCUUUGAACCAACAGCCAGCCCCCUCCUCCUCCUCCUCAUCGGCCUCGGUUCCUCCUCCCGCCGAUCCGGUCGCUAUAAAUCCCGCCCCGCCGCGCGGCCCACACGAGCCUUCACCGCUCGCUCGCUCGCUCGCACGUCGCUGACCUGUCGUUCCACAACCGCCGGCGGUCGGAGAGGGAGGGGCGGGAGGAAGGGGGAAGGGGGGAGAGGGCCCGAUGGCGAAGCUGUACGUUCAGGCAGUGCCGCCGCCGGAUCUGAACAGGAACACGGAGUGGUUCAUGUACCCGGGGGUCUGGACGACCUACAUCUGCAUCCUCUUCUUCUCCUGGCUCCUCGUCCUCUCCGUCUUCGGCUGCACCCCCGGCAUGGCCUGGACCGUCGUCAAUCUCUUCCACUUCGCGAUCACAUACCACUUUUUCCAUUGGAAGAAGGGAACACCUUUUGCAGAUGACCAAGGAAUGUACAAUACGUUGACUUGGUGGGAGCAAAUGGACAAUGGCAAACAGCUUACUCGCAACAGAAAGUUCCUUGUUGUGGUUCCUGUUGUCCUAUAUUUGAUAGCUUCACAUACUACAGACUAUCAACAUCCUAUGCUCUUCCUCAACACCCUUGCAGUUGCAGUGCUCGUGGUCGCUAAACUACCGAACAUGCACAAGGUUCGGAUUUUUGGAAUUAAUGCUGGGAGCUAGGCAUCAGGAUACUUCAGCAGACAUCUACCUAUCUUCCUUUCCAGUUCAUCUGGCUCAUCAGGGUACCAGAGAAUGGUGUUUAUGUUGUUAGCUGAUGGGUUGUGAUCAUUGUAUAGAGAGAUGCUCAGGCGCUGAAAACGAUGCUGCUGUAUAUCUGAUGUACACGAAUUCUGUAGACUCUUUAAUGUUGCUAUAUGUUUUGAUACAAAUAUCUGCCGGUUGCUGCAUGUA
Molecule: messenger RNA, 946 nt
Organism: Oryza brachyantha (malo sina)
Lineage: Eukaryota; Viridiplantae; Streptophyta; Magnoliopsida; Poales; Poaceae
Product: ORM1-like protein 2
Exons: 3
Coding region: 242-715 (157 amino acids)
Biological process (GO): negative regulation of ceramide biosynthetic process; ceramide metabolic process; intracellular sphingolipid homeostasis
Cellular component (GO): endoplasmic reticulum membrane
Source: RefSeq, a predicted model, not a curated record